Trichomycterus rosablanca is the source of this 1047-nucleotide messenger RNA. It is a transcript of the gene gpr83, whose product is annotated as G protein-coupled receptor 83. The record is from RefSeq and is a predicted model, not a curated record. Gene Ontology annotation, biological process: neuropeptide signaling pathway. NCBI's taxonomy places the organism in Eukaryota, Metazoa, Chordata, Actinopteri, Siluriformes, Trichomycteridae. Gene Ontology annotation, molecular function: neuropeptide Y receptor activity. The transcript is spliced from 4 exons. The coding region runs from base 1 to 1047 and encodes 348 amino acids. Gene Ontology annotation, cellular component: plasma membrane.
AUGGUGCUGUCGGUGGGGAACAGCUCGGUGGAUUUUCUCUCCCGGUUCUCGGCGUUCUGGAACCUGUCUGGGGAGGACGGCGCGGGCGAGAGUGGCGCGUGGGGCGACGGCGAGGCGCACAAGCCCACGGUGCGAGCUCUGCUGGUGGUCUCCUACUCCGUCAUCAUCGUUAUCUCGCUGUUCGGGAACGCCGUGGUGUGUCAUGUGGUGAUGAAGAGCAAGCGCAUGCACUCGGUCACCGGCGUGUUCAUCAUGAACCUGGCCAUCGCCGACAUCCUCAUCACGCUCCUCAACACACCCUUCACCCUGGUGCGGUUCGUGUACAGUACGUGGGUUUUCGGGAGGGCGAUGUGCCACGUGAGCCGCUUCGCCCAGUACUGUUCGGUUCACGUGUCCGUCUUCACGCUGGUGGCCAUCGCCAUCGACCGACACCAGGUGGUGAUGCACCCUAUGAAGCAGAGGAUGUCUUCGCUGAAGGGCGUGGUCUGGGUGGGCGUGAUCUGGGUGAUGGCCACAUGCUUCUCUCUGCCUCAUGCCAUCUACCAAACCCUGCUGCGCUUCGAGUUCGGGGAGGGUAAAGUCCGGACCGUGUGCCUGCCGAGCUUCCCUCACCCCUCGGACCUCUUCUGGAAGUACCUGGACCUCACCACCUUCGUCCUGCUGUACCUCCUGCCCCUGGCCAUCAUCACCGUGGCGUACCUGGUCAUGGCCAAGAAGCUGUGGACGCGCAACGCCAUCGGCGACGUGACGCUGGCGCAGAGCUCGGCCCACCGCCGGAGGAAGAGGAUGACCAUGAAGAUGCUGAUGGCGGUGGUGGCCGUCUUCGGCGUCUGCUGGUUCCCGCUCAACUGCUACGUGGUGCUGCUGUCCAGUAAAGUCAUCCCCGCUAACAACGGCGUCUACUUCAGCUUCCACUGGCUCGCCAUGAGCUCCACCUGCUACAACCCCUUCAUCUACUGCUGGCUCAACAGCAACUUCAGAGCCGAGAUCAGAUCGCUCCUGCUGAUUGGACGCUGGGGCAAAAUCGCCAGCGCCCAGCAGAGCUAA